Rhizopus microsporus ATCC 52813 is the source of this 1140-nucleotide messenger RNA. RefSeq lists its product as uncharacterized. The transcript has a single exon. Lineage: Eukaryota; Fungi; Mucoromycota; Mucoromycetes; Mucorales; Rhizopodaceae. The coding region runs from base 1 to 1140 and encodes 379 amino acids. The record is from RefSeq and is a predicted model, not a curated record.
AUGCUUGACAAAAACACUACGCUUUCCACUACUGCCAUCGUUGAUGAAAACCGUGCGGAUACGAAGAAUAAUAAUGAUAGUACUGCACCCAACGAAUCCAAGCCAAAGAACGUCGAAAAUGAACAAAUGCUCGUCAAGAGCUUUGAAGUCAUGGAUAUAAAGAUGAAAGAAUUAGAAAAUCAGCUAAAACUAAAGAGCUUAAAGAUGAAAGAGAUGGAGCAAAAGAUUUCGGAAAAAAAGGAAAAACUGACAGCAACAAGAAGAAAGUUACAAAACGUGAACGCAGAAAUAAAGGAAGUACAGGGAAAACUAUAUCAAUCGACAAAGUCUAUUAAAGUCACUGAUGAUGAUUAUUCAACAAUUCAAGCCAAACUUGCCAAGUUGAGUGGGAAAAUAUCCAAUUUGCCACUCCAAUUAAAAUCAUCCCUAAAGAUCGAGGAAGGACCGAUGCUUAUUUAUCGUUAUUUUCUUCAACGCUGGCCAAAUGAAAAUGAGUCGCUCAAUGAGCUAUUUAAGCUAUCUGGGGAUAAAAUAGAUUCGGUCUUGGUGGCAUUAUUGGUGGAGAAACUGUUGAUGGAAUUCAUUGUCUAUCGUAUUUAUUUCACAAAAAUUCAUCUCAAUCGUGAAAUUAAUGAAGCAUUCUCAUCUAUUGAACAGGUCUUACUUCGAGCGCAUCAUGCAGAAUGGAUUGCUGAUCUAAGACUAAAGUGUUCCAAGGCAACACAGGAUCUCACCCAGACAAAGAAAUCUAAUUUCCUAUCGAAAGAGAUCAGCCAAGUGAGGACAGCGCUUGUGGAAGAUAUUGUCAAAGAACUUUUGAAUAUCUAUAAAGAGAGCAAAGAGAUGAAAGAACGUGUAGAAAAGAUAGUGGAUAUGGCUAUAGAGUUGAAUUUACCUAUGCAUGGACAGGAAGAUAUAAUGCUGAUCCGAUUUUUGAAUAAAGGAGAUAGAGUCAUAUCAAGUCAAGUGAAGGCACAGUAUCGAUGUAUAGGAAAAGAUCAAAAUGAAAAGAUCAUUUUAGGAAUUUCACCCGUGUUCUUGGCAAAAAGUAUACAUGACAACGAAGAAGAACAAGAUGAAACCAUGGAUACGUAUGCACAUAACUAUACAGUCGUAUUUUGUGGAAAAGCAAUAUGGUAA